Messenger RNA from Cryptomeria japonica (Japanese cedar), 1352 nucleotides. RefSeq lists its product as uncharacterized. The transcript has 7 exons. The record is from RefSeq and is a predicted model, not a curated record. Gene Ontology annotation, cellular component: Shu complex. Gene Ontology annotation, molecular function: single-stranded DNA binding. Bases 255 to 986 code for a protein of 243 amino acids. Gene Ontology annotation, biological process: double-strand break repair via homologous recombination. NCBI's taxonomy places the organism in Eukaryota, Viridiplantae, Streptophyta, Pinopsida, Cupressales, Cupressaceae.
AUUACCAGACUUAACUCGAGCAAACAGCUUACCCUAAGUCGUCAUUCAUCGAAGCAUUAUUUGAUUUCAUCAACUGGAGGCGCCAAUUCUCACUGUUCGCUCUUGCAUUUCAAACUCCUAAAAUUACUUUGCGAUGUGGAAAGAAAACAGUAACAGCCAAUUCUUUAUCAAACCCAAAAUUCAGAAUGGGAUUCCCUGAAUAUACGGGGAACUUGUGAUAAUGUAUUUUGACACUGUAUUCGCUCAUUCUAGCAAUGUUGGAACAGUUCUUCUCUGAGUCCGAAGUGAAUGCGAAACUAGUUGAAAGGAAAUCUCGCACAAAUGAAUCCACUGACAAGAAGAAUCAAAGAAUUCUGCUUUCAGGGCCUUCACACAGUGGGAAAACAUCCCUACUUUUGCAGUUUGCUUACAAUUGUGCUAGGGAGACCUCGGCCACUGUUGUUUUUCUCUGCAAAAGAAACAAUUUCGAGAAGAAUCCCCCCUUUUUACCUCAGGAUGUUGAUCCAUCUUCUGAGAUCUUUGAACGGGUACAUAUAAAGUAUAUAGAAGAUGAUGAAGGAAUAAGAAAAUAUUUUGCUGCAUUUCAUAUGCAUAGCAAUUUUCCAAGAGCUGUUAUUUUAGAUGAUUUCUGCGAGUUUUUUGAUGAAGGGAAGUGUCGAGAAAAAUAUGGACAAGCAAGAGGGUGUGAUGUGGCAAUGGUCAGAACUCUGGCCUUAUGUUGUGAUGCAAUAAAUCAUGCAAAUGAUAAACUACCUUCCACGGAGUCCUGCAAACUCUUGAUUUCUGAUAGUCAUAUUGGAGAUACUCCUAGGCUUCUAUAUAUUUAUCAGAGAUGGCUACCAUGCAUCCUAACUGUAAAUGCACACGAUGGAUUUACAUUUACACUGAAAAUCAGCAACCUACCAGACAAACCAAAAAUAGGUUCCUAUGCGAAGUACUCAACUGCUCUACAAUAUCUUACAUUGGUGGAGAUGCAGAGCAAAUGAUCAGGCAAAUUUCAAUCACAUUAUAUUUUCUUGAUGCAGUCAUCUUAGUCUUGCUAAAGAAGUAGCAGCAGAACAUCAUUUGCUGUCCUGAAGAAAUGACUGUUUAGUCCUUUAUACAGCCUUUUCUGUACCAUAGCGAGGUAGAAGAGAUCGUGACACGAAGACAUACUAUUUUGCUUGAAUUGUUUAGUCCUUUGUGCAGUCUUUUCUGUACCAUAUAGAUUUUGUAACUGAACAAUGGAGAGAGAUCAUGACACAAACACAUACUGUUCUGCAUGAAUGCCCAUUUUCUGGCAUGCCAUGUAUCUGUUGUACUUGCUUUCUCCCUUUUCAUACAUAAGAUGCACUUCCAUUUUCAUCUAAAAA